AUCAUCAUUUUCAUGUUGAUCAUUAUCAUUACCACCGUCAUCACCAUCGUCGUCUUUUGAGCAGUAUAUGCAUAUGGCUCGUGGCAACACCUGAUAUCAGCGGGCUGAGCACCGCGCGGCCCUGCUACUUCCCUCAGACAAUAUUGAAGCGAAAUUGCCAAUUAUAUUUCAUUUCACAUGCAGGGUUUCCAUUUCAUUAUUCACUGUCAUUAUAUUUCUAGAACGUCUUUCUUCCGUGUUACCUGCCGAGACCAAAAUGUCUUUGGUUAUUAUUAUUGUUAUUACAACCUGCUCACAGCGCCCCGCCCACUGUCAGCACCGGUAGUUCACGAGAAGCGCCGCUCUUCUCGCUCGAUUUAGGCACAGUGUAAUACCCGUACCAUUUUUCUUGGUAUUGAUUUACUUGUCAUCUGAAUUGUGCCGCGAUAGAUUAAAUCAUUGCUGACCCCGAGGAAAUGACUCAGGGAGUUCAUUGUGACACACUGGUGCUCCUCGUGACGUUCCGCCUUUUAUUACUUUCGCUUGGGACAAACAGGCACCGACGUUUUCAGUGGGUGACACCAUUGUAUUAUUUAACAUUAUUGUCGUCGUCGUCUUCAUCAUCAUCAUCAUCAUCAUCAUCAUCAUCAUCAUCAUUAUGACUACUAGCAAUAACAGCGGCAGCAGUAGCAGUAUUAAAGUAGAUAAAUGUAUGCUAUACAUUUUUAUAGACAUGACUUUUCACGUGUCCAAUUCCCUUCAGCAAACAAUAACGUUUUGUCUUCUCUUUUUUCUCAGGUGUGUUGGUGUCCGUGUGUGGGUCUUCUGCAGAAUUUGCUCACAUCUGCCGUCGCGUGUAGGCGUUACUGUCUCGGAGCAGGCCCGGCUGUCUAGUGGUCGCCAGGCCGUGCUGAGGGAGGGGUGAUGUUACCACUGCUCUUCACUUGAGGUUGCACGUGGCCGCUGCUGAACCCGAGAAACGCCUCAAGCCCGCAGGAGCCACGCAGAGCCUCUGACGUCACUCAUGUCCCUGGAACCCUGCCUAAACUGCAACUCCUGCUGCCCACCCAAGUGCCCGUGCCGCUCCUUGUCGCAGCCUCCACACCAAGUCUCACCUUGCUCUGCAUGCGCUGAAGGCAAUGGUCUAGAUUCAGAAGCAAUGAAGAUGAACCCAGGAGUGCCCCCUUAUAUGGUGUACCACAUACCCAUGAUGUAUGGAGGGUUUGGGGACUACAGCUACAACCCUCACUGGGUCUGUAGCAUUCCUGUGAUGCCUUCCCCUGCUACAGUAGAGGAGGGCAAGCAGACACCCUUGAUGCCAGGAACAGAUGGGUAUCAGCAGAUGGUGGCUGUUGGGGGCUGGGGACAGGGCAACCUGAGGGCAGAGACGGAGGGAAAGAUGGCCCACCUUUCCACCACCAUCACCCAUGGGGCCGGGGCCGUGGUGGACCCCAUCACCAAGGGAGGCACCACUAUGUUGCACAUCAGUACUCAAAUAAUCAUGGCAACAACUUUCAUGCAUGUCAUUGAAAAUCUGGACCUGUCCAGGCUGGUGAAGGACACUCAUUGGCAGUGGGUGGCAGUGACAGACUCAAGAGCAGUACAUCCUGCAGGACUGGGCCAUGAGGCCACUGAAGGACACCGCUCAUUCUGCAGGAAGAGAGUGGCUGUAAGGAGCAGUACAGGAGCCCAGAGAAGGAAUGUUGUGUGGGGGAGAGAGAGAGAGGUUAUUUUUCUUUUAUUUCUGUAUUUUUUUUUUUCCUAUAUCUUCUAUCCUGCUUUUUUUUGUUAUUCUAUUAGAAAUGUUUUUUUCAGCUUUUCUUGUUUUUUUUUUUUCUUCUACCUUUAUUUAUUUAUAUGCUUUUCUGAUGGAAGAUACAUUAUGUUCAGUGUGCCAAGGUGACACCACUCUCCACCUCACCUGGGAACAUCACCUGCAACACCCUCUCAUCCCAGCCUCACCUAACAGCCAUCAGUCAUCAACUGCUGCCUUGUAUAUAAUAGUUUUCAUAUAACCUUCUGUCUUCUGUAUCUUGAAGUGAGUAAAGAAAAAAAAAAUGGAGUUGA
This is a messenger RNA of Scylla paramamosain (green mud crab), 2046 nucleotides long. RefSeq lists its product as uncharacterized. The coding region runs from base 1004 to 1882 and encodes 292 amino acids. The record is from RefSeq and is a predicted model, not a curated record. Lineage: Eukaryota; Metazoa; Arthropoda; Malacostraca; Decapoda; Portunidae. The transcript is spliced from 8 exons.